Molecule: messenger RNA, 3810 nt
Organism: Paramisgurnus dabryanus
Lineage: Eukaryota; Metazoa; Chordata; Actinopteri; Cypriniformes; Cobitidae
Cellular component (GO): extracellular region
Molecular function (GO): hormone activity
Source: RefSeq, a predicted model, not a curated record
UGCGCGUCUACACACAGACACAUCGAAGAAGACGAGAGGAAUCUUUUACCAAUUUUUUUUGUUGUCAUGUUUGGUUUUUAUUUCAAUCGUUAUACGUCGCGGUAUAAUAAUCGCGAAUAAUAUCGACUUCAAGACUAAGAGAGACGUUUGAAACCGGCGGAUCGAGUUAAUGUAAUAAUCUGUUAAAUAGAUAAAUUGAUGGUAAAUAAUGGCAGAAGGUGGCAGUAAUUUGAGUAGUCUUCCUCCGGGAGACCCACAGCUAAUCGCACUUAUAGUGGACCAUCUGAAGAGCAGAGGACUGUUUGAUGACUUCAGACGAGACUGUCUAGCAGACGUGGACACGAAGCCAGCCUAUCAGAAUCUAAGACAGAAGGUGGACAACUUUGUGUCUAGUCAUCUCAGUUCACAAGAAUGGAGUCCGUCCAUCAACAAAAACCAAGUGAGGAACGUGCUGAGACAGAGUGUAGUUCAGUCAGGGAUGUUGGAGUCAGGUGUGGACCGGAUCAUUACCCAGGUGGUGGACCCUAAACUGAACCAUAUCUUCAGGCCUCACAUUGAGACAGCAAUUCAUGAUUUAUUAUCCGCCGAGAAAAAAGAAGAUGGGCCGUCAAAUUCAACCCCUGAAGCAGAGCCACAGGACACAGCGGUCAGCGCUGCACCUAAAACACAAGCAGUCUGCUCUGCAAAGGACAUUGGGGGCUAUGGGUGGUGCAUAGCCGACCCAUACACUCUCUCCUUUGUUGCCAUGACUGGACGUCUGAAGAACCCAACCAGAACGCAGGACAGCGGUCCCACUGAAAUUGUUUCAGAGGCUCCUGGGGCAUAUGGCUGCUGCGGUGGCAAUAUCUCCACUCGGGCUGCCCUAUAUGAGACCGCUUCAGCAGUAGCUUUAUGGCCAAGUCCCGAGAUGGACGUGGUGCAACAGCCCUUGUCGCCAAACCUUCAUUUCUUUGGGCAGAAGCAUCUGAGGUUGAUUUACGCUAUUCACAUCCUGGGCACGCUUAACCAUGUGCCUGAUGAGUUGUCAUGGGCAGCACAUCCAGGAGAGUGGCGCCUUUACCCCCAGGCAGUCCAGCUGAUUUGGAGACAGUUCAGGGCAGCACAGGUAGACUUGUUUGCAUCGACAGAAACCUCUCACUGCCACAUAUUUUACUCUCUGACCAAUGGAACACUCUGUACAGAUGUGCUGGCACACAGCUUACCCCGGGGUCUUUGCAAAUAUGCUUUCCCCAGUGAGCCUGCUCGCACAGACAUUGUGCAAAGUCAGCGAAGAUGGGGAGCGCGUUCUACUAGUGGCACUUCACUGGCCCAUCAGGACGUGAUUCACAGAACUCCUGCUCCUUGCAAGGGGCCGGAUUAUCCAAUGGGCAUUGUGGGGCCCAAACGCAUGGUUGCUGUUGUGUCGGUGACUGUGAUUGGUCAACACCUGCUCACCUCCUUCAUCCAAACUGACAAGAGUUGGAGGAAACACAGGCAGCAUCCAUUCGCCCGAUCUCACUGCGGAUCUCUCACUGCAUAUACAACACGGUCUCUCUCUGGUCAUUGCAGAGUGAUCAAACGGAUCCCAGCGUCAUCAUCAUCGCGAGAAAUGCGUGUUAAAUGUACUAUCGUCGCGUUUUUGUUCAUGUUAGCGGUGCGGCAGAUAGACGCGAGUGAUUCAAGCAACGCUCAUGAUAGCUCACUGGAGAGAUCAGUGAAUAUUCAGAAGAGAAGAUUGUCUCUGCAAAACACAGCAGAAAUACAGCACUGUUUGGUGAAUGCCGGUGAUGUGGGUUGUGGGAUGUUCGAGUGCUUCAACAACAACUCCUGCGAGAUCCGUGGACUUCAUGACAUCUGCAUGACGUUCCUCCACAAUGCAGGCAAAUUUGACUCUCAGGGAAAAUCAUUUAUCAAAGAUGCACUGAAGUGCAUGGCCCACGGACUGCGUCACAAGUUCAGCUGCGUCAGCCGCAAGUGUCCGGACGUAAAACAAAUGGUGUUUCAGCUUCAGCGUGAAUGUUACGUCAAGCACAACCUUUGCUCGGCCGUGAGGGAGAACGUCAACGUCAUGGUGGAGAUGAUCCACUUCAAAGACCUGUUUCCUAGAGGGCCCCAUGUAGAGUUGGUGAACAUCCUGUUGGGCUGUGGUGAGGAGGUGCGCGUCGCCAUCGGCCGCCGAAUACGAACUCAGUGCGAGCAGAACUGGGGAGCUCUGUGCGGGAGUCUGAGUAUCUGUGGCCUCGAAAAGGUAGAGCACCACGCCGGUUCCACCCUCGCACCCUCCGCCACCACCCCUUUGGGGCACAACACAACUCCACCGGGACCUAAUGCCAAUUCCCUUCCAUCUCCGUCACGGGCCUUUCCUGAAGCUGAUAAGGAAUCGGUUUGGGCGCUUACAGGAGAAGAUACAGAUGAACGUCACAGUCAGUUCUCAGGUCCUCACGCACAAGACAACAUCUCUGAUGCUGAUAAACAGCUGAAGAGAUUUUUAAAUGCCACCAAAAGGAGGUGAAUAGAGAAGGGGGGAAGGUGCCUUUAGCCCACACAUAUAAAAGGCUUGUUCGAUGGUCGAAUCUCUGUUUCUGCUUCCUUAAGGACAUACAGUAUAAGCUGCAGUCUUCAGUGACAACAGACUUGUUAUGGUUUUGCCACACAAGUUUUCAUUUGUUUUGUAGGUCAUUUUGAGCAAACAUAGACAGUACAACAAUAUUUGACAGGAGUCGUCCCAAAAUGUUGCAAUAUGUUUUACCCUUUGUAGGUGUAUUGGUAGAUUGUGUACAAAGUGCAUUCCUAAGACUGCAGAGAUUUCAGUCUGUCAGGCUGUGAUUCAAAAUAGCAUUAUACGUUUUAGUGAUUACAUCAUUCCAUAAGCUUAUUUGUUUGACUAUUUGGGCAAAUCUAACGUAAACAUGUUCAUAUUUCACCCCAAAAUCAACACAAUAAACUGUAUAUAGUGUUUUGUGACGUUUUAUUAGAAUAAGUGUACUUAUUUUUAAAUUGUCAUCACUGCCGUAAUGCAGCUUGAUGAAGUUUCCUUGUGAGGUAUCUGUGAUUCAGAUAAUUUAAUGUUUAUUCUCAUUGCUGUGAUAAUAAUUUUUUGGUAUUAUUUUGGUCAUUUCAACAUUAUGGUAAUGACAUUGUGGGAGGAAGAUGUGCUGUAACAUCAUAAAUAAUAUUCCAAUGUACAAUAUCUUAUUGACCCUAAAAUAGCCAUCUUCCUUUAGAUUUUGGGGUAAAAUAUGACCAAACAUUAAUUGCUUUCACUGGAUUUGGCUAUAUAUAGCACAUACGAGGUACAUCAGGAUAUAUAAGCUCUUAUAUGCCACGUUUCAUACAGCAGAGCGAUAUGCCUCAAUGACAUAUGCGGUUGUUAUGAAUGCAGUGUGACAUAUAAUGUAAUAUCAUAUUUUUUCAUUAGCCAGUUUUCAUACAUGAUAUAAAAAUAAACUAAUGCCUUCCUAGAUAGAGUCAAAUACACAAACAUUUUAAUAUGCAGAGCAAUGAUUUUGGACCUACCUCAUCUCUUUAACCUGCACAUAUGCUGUGGAAUAUAUUGCAUAACAAAAUGUGUCCCGUAUUUUCGUACCCACUCCCCUCUGCAGUAUGUGUCUUGAUAUUUUACUUUUUUAUUUAAAUGUUGAAGUUAUGCAUGACAUUUAUUUUGUUGACUUUUAUUUUGAAGUCAGGUUUAUUACAGCCACUAUACAGUGCUGUUACGUUGUGCUAUUUAUUUUAUUUUUAUUUUAAUGUAACAUUUUUUAUUUUAUUUUGGAUCUGUAACAAAUUCAAUUGUAUUCACAAGAAAUUAAACUUUUUCCAUAAUGAAACUUA